AUGCGUUCUACUAUCGUCCUCAUCGCUGCUGUUGCGCUCGCCGCACCCCUUGUUGCCGCGUACCCUACGCCCCCUGCCUCUAAUGGUGAGGCUUCUGCCCCCAGCAUGCAGCCGCAUGAAGGCCAGCACCGCGGUAACAGGCAUGGCGGCCCUAAGCACGAGGUUGCUGGUGCCGAGCGCGAGCGGCAGACCAACCGUCAACGUGAUCUUGGCGCCCUCGAGAACAUCUUUGCGCGUGCUUUACGGGAAGGUGACCGCGAGGAUCGCGAGCGGGAGGGCGACGACGAGCGCCGCCAGCAUCGCCUUGGCCAUGAGCGCGAACGCUUCCGUGGGGAUGAACACGAGCACUUCCGCGGGCACAAGCACGAGCACGGGCACGACCUUGGGCGCGAGCACGAGCGGUUCCGCGGUCAGGAGCACGGUCGCUUCCGUGGCCACGAGCAUGACCGCUUCCGGGAGCACGAGCACGAGCAUGAGCACGAGCAUGGUCUUCACCGCGCCCAUGGUCACGAGCAUGGCCGCUUCCGGCACCACGAAGGCUAUGGUCACAGACAUGGUGAAGACCACGGUCGCAAGUUCCGCGAGGGCUUCAAGCACCACGGUGAACAUGACCGUGAGCACGAAGAACGUCCUGCUCGUUUCCGUCACGAGGACCACUUCCGUGGCAAGCCCCAAGAAGCUGAUCGUGAGCGUCACGAGGACUCGAGGCGUCCGGAUGGUAUCGCGAGGCGGAGCAUUGGUGCUUGGGCGCGCUCGCUCCUUAAUGAGUUGGAUUGA
Postia placenta MAD-698-R-SB12 is the source of this 777-nucleotide messenger RNA. RefSeq lists its product as hypothetical. The record is from RefSeq and is a predicted model, not a curated record. The coding region runs from base 1 to 777 and encodes 258 amino acids. NCBI's taxonomy places the organism in Eukaryota, Fungi, Basidiomycota, Agaricomycetes, Polyporales, Adustoporiaceae. The transcript is spliced from 4 exons.